Molecule: messenger RNA, 1773 nt
Organism: Meloidogyne enterolobii
Lineage: Eukaryota; Metazoa; Nematoda; Chromadorea; Rhabditida; Meloidogynidae
Source: the annotation of a GenBank genome assembly
AUGUCAACCAAAAAAUAUUUUAUUUUUCUUUUUGUAUUAAUUAUUGGAAUUGUUGACGGAAAAAAAAAGAAAACAACACCAAAAGCUCCUCUUGUUAAAUCAAAUAUUGAUAAUAACACCAAUAAUAAUGAUAACACAGGCCUAACACCUUUUUGUAACUGUGCCAGUGUAACUCCAAAUUUUGGAAGUGAUACAGAUAUACCUCAAAAUCCGUGUGUUCCAACACUUGCUUACGACCAAAAAAGUAUUUGGAUAACUUGGAAUAGACCCGACAAUACUGACAAAGAAUUACUUGAUUAUAAUGUUUAUAUGAAUGGAAAUAAAAUUGGUUCUUCUUCAGAAAAUGCUAAUAAUUAUGCAAUUUCAGCCCCAUAUAUAAAUAAUUUCCAUAAUGUUGACAAAAAUAAAUUUCAUGUUCUAACAUUGUUUAACUCUUUUUAUGUAGACAAUUUAGAAGCAAAUACUCUCUAUAAAUUUACAAUUCGUGCAGUAUAUUCUGAUGGAGAAUCUGAAGAUAGUGUUACUCUUACUGCAAAAACUGCUCAAAAUUAUGCAAAAAUAAUUGAUAUUACUGAAAAAGGUGCUAAUGGAGACGGAAAAACAAUAAAUACUGAUGCUAUUCAAGGAGCUAUAAAUAAUUGUGGGCAAACCUCUUCGGCUUUCGACUGUAAAGUUUUGGUCCCAGAGGGUACUUUCAUUUCUGGGGCUUUAUUUAUACAAACGCCAUUAACGUUGGAAUUGGCUGAAGGGGCUAUUUUACAAGGAUCGGGUGAAAGUAGCGAUUUUCCUAAAAAUAAAGGAAGAUCUGGCAAACCUCCAUCACUUCUUAAUGUUAUAGACAAACCAGUAACAAAUCUUCGAAUUACCGGAAAGGGUUCAUUUAAUGGUAAUGGCUGGGAAACUGACCAAGUUUUGGAAGAUGAAGUUGGAAAUGAAAUGCCUAUAUAUUCUAAAGGAGAUUCAAAUGAUUAUAGCAAAGGAAUUCUUGCAAGAAGCCAAUUAUCUGGAGGAGUUCCUUCCAAAGUUCUCGUUCUUCUUUGGCUUCUUUUUGUCGUCACUAGAUACAUUAGGAUAUCCCACCACCGAUUGGGAUUCGUUUUAAAAAAAAUCUUAAAGGCUAUAAUUAACAACCGAGUAUUAACAUAUGCCGUAACUAAUGGAGAUGGAAUUGAUCUUGGCGGUUGUUCCAAUGUCCAAAUACUUAAUAAUUUAAUGGAUACUGGAGAUGAUGCGUUUGCUUUAUCUGCCGGUGCUGGUCGUACUGGCGAAAAUGGAAACCCAACAGAAUGUAUACUCAUAAGAAACAAUUAUAUUAGACACAGUCAUGGAGCACCGUCAGCUGGAAGUCAUACAGCUGCUUGGAUAAAAAAUUUACUUGUUGAGUACAAUGUAAUAGUCUCGGCAUCAAAUGGUAUUCGCUGUAAAAGUAGCCCGCCAAUGGGUGGAGGUGUAAUGAAUGCUGUAUUCAGAAAUAUUGCAAUGUUAAAUGUUGGAAGUAAAAAUACAGCAAAUUUAGGAAAUAUUCAAUUAGAUGGAAUAACAGAAGAAGGAUGUGCUAUAGUUUUAACAUUAAAUUAUUUGGAUGAAACAAGUGAUUUAAGAUUCCAAAAAGCAGUAAAUUCAGCAAAUUUUGAAGAAAUUGAAUUUAGUGAAAUAACUAUAGAUAAUGUUAAUAAAGGAAAUUCUGGACCUUCUAUUUUAAUGGAGGGAUAUGAUAAAAGCCAAACUAAUUACCCAAAAACUUAUUUAAAAAAUAUUGUAAGUUUAUUUUAA